Molecule: messenger RNA, 3570 nt
Organism: Bacidia gigantensis
Lineage: Eukaryota; Fungi; Ascomycota; Lecanoromycetes; Lecanorales; Ramalinaceae
Exons: 4
Coding region: 1-3570 (1189 amino acids)
Biological process (GO): protein phosphorylation
Molecular function (GO): protein binding; protein kinase activity; ATP binding
Source: RefSeq, a predicted model, not a curated record
AUGUCGGAGCUCGGGCAGCUUGGUAUCAAUGGGCCAAUGCUCUUUGAUCUUGCUCGCAAUAGCACCAUGAUCGCUUCUGGCGCUCAAUUUGACGUUUUCCAGGACAGAGCUCGCGUUUACAAGCGCAUCAAGGUUUCUGACUCUUCUGGUCUACUGUCCAAGGCGACCGAAUUGCGAUUCCAUUACAGGACAAUCCAACUCGAGCUUGCGUCUUUGUGCGACCCAGUCCGACGAAAAAGUCCGAAUAUAGUGCAAAUACUCGGCUGGGGAUAUGACUAUUUCAAUGGUGAUACGAGUUCGCUAAUUCCGUUUCUGGAGGUCCAGACAGCACUCUGCUCUCUUGAGUCUUUUCUACCCGGUGAUAAGAUCGAGAGUGCCGGCCAAAAAGUCGCGGACAUUCAUCAUCAUAUAUGUCUGGACGUCGCAAAUGGCCUACAAGCUGUUCAUGCCUCUGGUCUAGCUCAUGGGGACUUGAAGCCUUCGAAUGUACUCAUAUAUUUACAGAAGCACUCCGAGGUCCCUUUUAUAGCGAAACUGAGUGAUUUUGCUGGUGAUCUGAAAUUGAGGUUGAAAAGCCUCGCAUUGAAUGAGUUGGCUUCAAUACCAGAGAAUCGACGAGAAGUUUGCGCGGACCUUCUACAAUGUAACGUUCGAAGUUACCAUGAUUGGUCCUCAUCUCGGCAGUACUUUCAUGGACUUAAAGAUGCUGCGAACGACUCGGAACUGCUUUCCGUGAACGAACCUUAUCAUGGUGAUAUGCAUCAAUCGUUGUUGGAUGUUUUAGAGGGCCAAUUCAAAGAUCCGAUCCUCUCCCUGGAUUUCGAUCAUUCGACUCUAUUUGCCAUGGCAUUCAACGUUUUGUGGAAUAAAGGUGUGGAUUUCAGAGCUCGUGCUGCUCUUUAUUUCUUAGAAGCAGCCCGUCGUUCUCACAUAGCUGCUCAAGCAAUGAUGUACAGACUAUUGAAAGCUGUCCCGGAAUGCGGCCUUGAAGUCUCGGAGGACGAGAUCACGAGAUGGCUCUUCAACGGUGCUAGAACGGGUUCUUUAGUAGCAAUGGAGGAUCUACUUAGUAUCAGCUCAAAUGAAGCAGAGAAGGCCCGUAAAGAAUUCGUCAGAAACGGGGGAUACAAUCAAGAAAUGUCUUUAAGCUACCUGGAGCCAUUUCAGACGCUAGUCGGGUCUAAAGCGUUGAGCAAUGCAUUCAAUAUUCGAGACGAGAGUCUCGACAAGGCUGGCAACCGUCUCAUACACUAUGCCGCGACGUUUGGAGAUACGAGGCUUUUGGCUCUCGCGCUGCGACAAGGCGCCCAAAUCGACGCUGUGAACGAUCGUGGUGAGACUGCUUUGUAUAAAGCUUGCUUGGCCGGCAAUGUAAAUGUCGUUCAUAUACUUGCAGACUUUGGUGCUGAUGCGAAAGUGGUAAUUCCUGGAUAUGGUGUAUCUUGCCUUCAUUGGUUAUUCAAUUUUGAUGAAGACAAGCAAGCUACAAUAGCACAACUACUGGUCACCAUGGGCGCCGACGUUUCCGCUUGUUCACAAGGUAUAGAACGAACAGCUGAAGGGCUCCAUUCAAUACCCUUACCAUGGUUUCAUUUCCCAUUCGUUUGGCCUUUGGGUACACCGCUUCAUUGGGCGACUUUUGCACGCCGCCCUUCAACCUGUGAUAUCCUAUUGAGCCUUGGGUCACAUGUCAAUCAUCUGGAUGUCCCGCAGGACCAAAAAUAUAAUACUGCGUUUACAAGUAUAUCGGUAGCAGCUUUCAAUGGAGACAGUCGCAUGCUAGGCCAUCUUUUGUCCCGUUCAGCAGAUCCCAGCGCCCAGACAGGGCAAACGCAUGACGCCAUUCACCUUCUGGCGAGUAGCGCUUCAUCAUACGGGCACACUCGCAAGUUUCCCCUUGCUCUCAAACACUGGAUCUUACAUGGCUCUUGGGAAGCCCAUCUUUCGGAGUUGACUACGUGUGUGAAGCUUUUGAUGGACAGCGGGGUGGAUCUCAACAGUCCAACGACAGGCUCCAGUUCAAUUCAUUGCCUUACACCUAUUGGAGAAGCUUCCACCUUUGAUACAACCAAUGGCGGUGCUCUGAUAGCGUUGCUAAGAGGAGGCGCCCAGGCAAAAUGCUCCGCAAGCUACGAGCACAGAUCUUUGUUGCUCGUAUGGUGCUCCACCAAAAUGGGAGGGGACAAUAUGGAGCUGUCCUAUAGGCAAGAGUUUGCUGAGGCAACCGAGUCAAUACUAGAACAUACUGCCGACUUCCACCACACCACGACACACGGAGAUGGUAUUUUGCACAGGCUCUGCGCUGCAAGCACAGCCGAGAACUUCGGAUAUUUGGUCUCCCGAAUCCUUUCCCAAGGACCCGAGCUGCUUGAGGCCAGAAAUGACUCUGGGGAGACACCGCUGCUUGUUGCUGCCUCAAACUGCCACACAACUGACUAUAACAGCGAUGUUACGAUCGGACUAGAUAUUCUUCUAGAUCACAAGGCAGAUAUCUUAGCAAAGUCUUCAGAUGCAGUGGGGUUCCUAAGCAUGAUAUGCUUCAACAUCCGCCUGUCAGACUCGGCCUGUCACAAAUUAGCACAGAGAUAUCUUCGAGCCAUUGAUUCUCAUCCUGAGCCAGUGAGCCAUGAGCUCACACUUGCGCUUCAGAAUGCCAGCAGUACUCUGAAACCGAAGGUCGUAAGAUUAUUGGCCCCAUUAGUGACGAAUAUCAACAGUCUGGGCCGCUUUGGUCGGAAUGCCUUUGACCAAGCCCUCCUGUCUGCUCAUCAUCUUAGACUAAUGAAACUCGAUGAGUGGAUCCAGAGGAGAAUUAUAUUGAGAGAUCAACGGAACGGACUAUGUUAUAUCACUCGAUUUGACGCUAGUCCUGGGAUUUUGCAGAGUACAAGUAAAUUCCUUCAAAAUGAGAAAGGAGUGGAACGAUUAUUCGAUGAUGAUUCUCCUACGAGCAUUUCAAGUCAUCUAGUAAGCGAUCAAAUGUAUGGAGUCCAAAGACAACAGGAGACAAUCUUCAGCAUUCGAGAUUGGUUCUUCUGUGCUGCGUUUGUGCUGCUGCGACCCCUCUGCCAAACCACCGAUUCAAUUGAUCGCUUGUUCGAAGAGAAUGAAGAUCGACUGGAUGACGAUAUAUGGGAGCCGUCGCCCGUGGAACAUGUGACAAUCCGCUGGCUACGCGUUGUCGGAUGGAUCGAUAAUGAGAAUAAUGUCCAGGUAGAGCUCGGGAACACCUUAUUCGACCCCGAUUCCAAAUACUUCGAAACCCCAGAGCCCCCACCCAUGAAAAUUGAAACGUUAGGACUGCGUUACACAUUACCAUCCUCGCACCUACAGUGGACAUGCAUCACGCCAGCCCGUAUGGAUAUCAUUACCCAGCCAUGCUUUCCUGAAGACGGCAGGCCAAUGUCAGAGCUACAGCUACGACGUCUAGAGCAUCAUAAAUUGCCCGCCAUGCCCCCAUUUGUACGCCCUGCAGCUCUUGACUUUUUACAACGGUUUAGAUGGCCGCGAGAACUAAGUAUACUGGAUGUACAAACUAUCUCUAGGAAGGGCAAAAUAAAGCAGAUAUAA